UUUGGAUUAUCAGUAAAAUUCCAAUUCCACAUUGUUUUUCGUUAUUUUCGGUAUGAUUUUUCGGUAUUAAUUUUUAUUUUGUGACUGGUGUGUUGUGUUUUAUCCAAACAGGUACGAAAUUACUAAUCUAGUGCCUAUGGAUUUAUCCUUCCUACGCUUAGAACAGUCAAAGUUUCCAUCAAUCUUUUCAAUCGAAGUGCCACACAAUGUUUCGUCCGGUUUCAGAGCGUCCAGGUACCAUUAGUACCUGCCCGAGUUGCAAUCAACCAUUCAAAUUAGCAGAUUCUCUUCAUGCUCCUUUGAUUCUGAACUGUCACCAUCUUUGUUGCGAGGAGUGCAUCCGUUCAACCAUUUGCACCGAACGUGAGUUCAUUUGUAAAGAAUGUGGGAAAACAUCUACAGCCAAGCCAUCUUUGGACGUUAAACUGAGCAAUCUGAGAGAUAGUUUUCCUCUUAGUGAAAAGAUGAUCGAAGAGAUUAAUAAACUAACUCAAAUGAAACCUGUCGACGAAUCUUCCAUCGGAUUCAAAUCUUCUAAAAGACGUAACUGCGUUGAAAAGCCAUCGCCGAAGUCAUCGUUACACGAAGGUGCCUGUGGUGAAUGUCACGAAGUGCUUGCUAUUCUAAAAUGCUUAGAUUGUAAUGAUCAGUUGUUGUGUCAAAACUGUUAUAAUAAUAUACAUAAGUUUAAUACUACUGGAAAGCAUAGAUUUGAUAUACUACCGUCGACUUCGUCCAACGUUAUAGAGAAAGAAAAAAAACCGGAAUACGCCAAGCAGUUGAAAGAAGUUCGUGAAAAACUAACGAAGAAACAAGAAAGAAUCGAACGUUCUAUCAAGAUACUCAGUACUCCAGAACUAGUCAAAGAGGCGAAAACUUCUGGUAUCGACGUACAGCAGGUUGAAGAUGACUUGAAAAGUUUCUUUAUCUAUAUCCAAAACGCGAUCAAAGGCUUGGAGAAUGGAGUCAAACAAAAGUUCGAUGAUGUUGCUUACUCGCUCGAAAACAGUCAAAAGAAAUGCCAAAAGGUGCUGCAGCAUUCACAAGGGGAAAUUGUCGCUGUGAUACAAGAACUUUGUAAGGUAUCUGCUUCGAAAUUUUUCGAUACAUCGAACGUGGAAAGAUUGCUCGCUCAAUCUCGAGAUUUAUUAGAAAGACCAGAUACGGUUCACACAAAAAGACCAACCAAGGGAACUGAAAAGAUCGUAAUGCCGUCUAUCGAAUGGCUCCAAAUGUUGGAAAGUCAAAUGAAUUUCGAUUUCGGCCAACCAGGCGAAAUCUAUCUAGUCAAAAACGCGUUGGAGUCGGAUGAUGCGGAUAUCUGUGAUUCUACUACAGCUCCUUUGAUGAUUUCAUCCGGCGCUAGCGAUAUUGGCGACACGUUUGAGAGAACUUCACAUGCAUCGUUAACGUUGAGCGAGCGAUCAGCAGCGUGUCAGCGUAGUCAAAGAAGGCCUUCGAAGACGUCGUCUGUUCAGUCUGUUCAACUUCCAGUACAUUCAAAUAGAGAGUAUUUCGCAGGAGGUGUUCGUCGUUGCGAAUCAGUCAAUGGUGUGAAUCAACCUUUAGCUAGUAACACUCGUACUUCUCGAGGAAGGCAUCCAAGCCCUGUUCAAAUCAGCGGACCUAGUUUAACACAAUGCGGCAUUAAUGGUUCCCCACGAAUUCCUUAUAAUCCGAAAACCUCCUGUUCACGAAUUACUUUUGUAAAACCAGAUCGAUACAAGGAAGGUUGGAAAGGAACAGUGGUGAUUUCGCACGUCAAUUCGCCAUCUAAUUUCUACGUCCAACACGAAUGUAGCCUGCAGACUUUUGAGAAUUAUCGCGAUUAUUUCAAGUCGGCUAACAGAGGACCUCCAGUCGACAAACAAGAUAUUAAAAUAGGAAACAUGUACUUGACUGAAUGCUCGGACGGGGAAUGGUACCGAGUCAGGGUAACUGAAAUGUCGCCAGAUGGUCGAUCAGUGUGGGUCAUUCAGAUAGAUACUGGUGAAAAAGUUGUGGUCGAUAUAACGAGAAUACUCCGAAUUGAGGAUACAAUGGAAGGAAUCGUAAAUGAGUCAGAAUUAGCCAUCCAGUGUUCUAUCCAUAACUGCUGCCCUGUCGCAUCAACUUGGCAGAGAGAAGAUAUCGAUACUUUUAUCGAAGCAGUCAAAGAUAGAAAAGUUACGAUGACCGUGCAAAACGUGCUGAAGAGCAAAUUGGAAGUUGAUUUAGAAUGGGAUCACGAAGGUUCUCUUACGUCGAUGCGAGGGUACCUGCAAGCUUUAGGAAAAGCCUGCAUAACGCUUCGUAAAGAGAAUCAAAGUACUAUUACGUUACCUAAUAAUUUGAAAUAUUUCAAAGAUACGCGAUUCGAACCGAAUGAAUGGGUCCCUGUAAAAGUUACUCAUGUGUACGGACCAAAUGACUUCUACAUCACAAGGAUUGAUCCUCGCAGCGAAAAGAUACUGGAAGAAAUGAACAAAACUAUUGACUGUUUUUAUAAGGAUAAAGAUAAUUACAAACAGUACCCUGUGGCUACUCCUUGUAUUGGUUUACCGGUUGCUGCUCAAUACACUGUGGACAAUACCUGGUACCGAGCGGAACUCCUGAAUUCGUAUCCGCAAACAAAAAAGGCAGAAGUACUGUAUGUUGAUUUUGGUAACAAAGAAACGCUUCCUUUGUGUAGAAUUCGUCUUUUGGCCAAAGAAUUUACAAAAAACACAGUUCAGACGGUAAAAUGUUCCUUAGCUGGAAUCAAGCCGCUGACUGGUUCGAAAUAUAAAUACCCAGCAUCCGCUGAAUUUUUGAUUAAAAACGUCGAAGACAAAGAAUUGCAAAUGGUCGUCAAUGAGGUAAAAGAUGGCGAGUUAUCGGUAGUGUUGUAUAGAAGCGACGAAGACGAAGACGUUUGUAUUAAUUUGUUGUUAGUCGACCAUGAAUUUGCCAAGAAAGUCGGAGAUGUUUUGGGAGCAGCGUCUUCGUAUCCUAAGAAAAACAACGUCGAUGCUGGGAAGCAAGUUAUGAUCGUGAAAAAGGUACCGCAAGAAACCCAGCCAGAUACGUCUGAAAAAGCCAAUUCAGAGAAAUCCGAAGAAGUCACGCAACAUACCUCGACAGAAAUCGCAGUUCUGGAAAACAAUAAAGCCGAAUCUUCGGACGAAGAAAUCGCAGACGAAGAAAGCGAGGUUUUAUCGGGCGAUGAUGUGCUUCAAGGAGAAUACUCCAACAGUCCUUCUGAUCAGAAACCUCGAUGGGAAGUGAAAGUUGUAUCGUUUAUUAGUCCGAACCUAUGUCACAUUUCUUUGGUGGUGCAACUUGGUACCAUUCAUGAAAUGAUUGGAGAUAUGACGAAAUUUUACCGCGAGAAGAAAAAUAAUCCUGAGUUGAUUUUAUCAUCGAUUACAACAGAAACGAGAUGCGCUGCUUAUUCCGAGAAAGACGAUAAAUGGUAUCGAGCAAAAGUAACCGAGAUUAAGGAAAAUGGUGAUGUUACCGUAUUUUUCAAAGACAUAGCUCGUGAAGAAACCGUAAAAAAAGAAUACCUGUAUUCGUUGCCUCAACAAUUUGGUAAAUUUAUAGACGGCACGGUCGCUUGUCAUAUGGUCAAUAUCGAAGACCGUUCCGAAUGGCCAGAAGACCUCUGCGAAUCGUUCAGGAACUCUUUGGACAGCUACAAUAGCAUUUACGUUGUCAAAAUGACUAAAGAACCAAACCGAACGUUACCGGUUGAGUUAUGGGGGAAAACAGUCUCGUGUGGAGGAGCUUUCGCACCAUCUACCGAAGAGUGGACGAAUUUAAAUCAAUUGUUGAUGAAAGCUCUGGAAAAGGACGACCUAGUCGAACCGGAUCCGGAGUCUGACAAAGACAAACAGUCGCGGAAAAAAUCCAGCCAAAAUUUAGACGACGAUAUUGGCGAAAUCAGUUCGACAGAAACGGUUAAAAAAUGGCUCCAUUGCAACGUAGUCGAAGCUUCGAAAAAAGGUGUCCAAUAUGGACGUAUUCUAGCUAACGGCGGCGAAAUUCCCGACGAAAAUUCACGCAAAUCCGAUUCUCCAACCAAGUCAUCCGCUCGGGCGAUCGAUACCGUGAAAAAACUCGAGAUUUCUGCCGAAAAAAUCCCUCAACCGGAUUGGAAACCUGCCGAACGUAUUGAAAUCGAAGAAUUCGAAGCAUGCCCAACGUACGUGGACGAUGACUUUUGCGUAUAUCUGCAAACCACGGGCAAACAGAAAAAAAUGAUCACUAUGAUCAGCGAUGGCCUGCAGUCCAGGUUCACAGACUCGACCCCGUCGCCUCAUGAUAUGCAUUGGUAUCCGGGACAAAUCUGCAUCGCUUGGUUUUUCGUCGAUAAAAAAUGGUAUCGCGGUAAAGUGUUGAAAGUCGAAGAAUCGAAAGCGUACGUCGAAUACGUAGAUUAUGGUAACACCGAAUGGGUAGAAUUUUCCUACCUCAGAAAAGACGUCAUACUGCAGAAUUUUCCAAUCCAGUGUCAUAAAUUUCCCAUCAGAUCAGAUCUAAUACCGGUAUCGGGAGAUGGAAAAUGGACUCAAAAAACAUUAGAUUUCGUGCACGCACAACUGAUUGAACGUAAUUGUACCGUCAAAUUGAAGAAGGAGAAAGGCGAAAAUUUCCAUAGGAUUGAGAAAUUAACUUACGCUGAUGGAACCGAUGUCGAGGUAUUCGAUUUCUUGUGUGAUCUAGGAUAUACGAAAUUCGCUGCGAAGUCUGAUAAAAAACCCAUAAAAACGAUCGUCGAUUCGAAGAGUGAAAAAGAUCGCGAUGGCGACGACCAAGCCAAAGACGACGACUGCAAGUCUAAUUCUUCGUCUUCGAUUGCCAAAUUUGACAGCGUUUCGAAUGUAGACUUGAGUGAAUUUUUAGAGGUACCUGGUGCUACGAUUAUGGUCAACGAUCCUUUCAGCAUACCUCAAAAUCCUCAAGAAAACGAAAUCAUCAUACCUUUCUUCGAAGUACCUGUACAUGACUUGAACAUUGUUACCGUCGAGGUAAUCGAGAUACUACAAGUGGACGAGAUCGUUGUUCAUAUAGUCGACUGUGAUAACGUGGCUGUGAGUGAAAACAGACAACAUUUCGAUGACAUGUCCAAGGAAUUACAAAAAGAGGGUAUCGAGCAACCCAAGUUGAAAUCUCUUUCAUUAGGUCGUAUGUGUUGUACAUACUUCAUCGAUGGUACAUGGUACAGAGCGAAAAUCAUCGAUCUGGAAGGAGAAGAUGGAAAAGUGAAUAUUUUAUACGUGGAUUAUGGAAAUUCAUCGCACGCUGAUCCUUCUACCUUACACGAAAUGAAACGAUCCUGGUUCGAUGUUCCGAUGCAAUCGAUAAGAUGUAAGGUGGAAGACUACUCCGGAAUAGUGAGCGAUGGUAAAGAGCCAGAUCUCGAUGAGAACAUGUUACCCUUGAUAAGUAAACGAUUUGAAGCAGUUCUCGAAGCGUGCGACGAUUCUCGUAUGUUGUAUAAAAUCCAGUUAUUUUUCAAGUAAACUGAUCUCGAGAAUUUUGGACACCUGUGUAUACGAAAUACCUACGUUUUGAUUUUGUGAUUUUUUUACUUUCUUUUAUUUUUAUUUUUUUUAAGGUAACCUUUCUAUUUUGUUUUAUUAAGUAAGUGUUUUUCCUUAGUUACUUUUUUUUUUAGUACAUACUACGACCAUUUAUAACGUAGUAUUUUUUUUGCUCGGUAACCGUCAUUUUAUUACCUAUUAUCUUUAUACAUAAACUGAAUUUUGUUCGUU
Messenger RNA from Planococcus citri (citrus mealybug), 5738 nucleotides. RefSeq names its product qin (gene qin). NCBI's taxonomy places the organism in Eukaryota, Metazoa, Arthropoda, Insecta, Hemiptera, Pseudococcidae. The transcript is spliced from 34 exons. The coding region runs from base 207 to 5486 and encodes 1759 amino acids. The record is from RefSeq and is a predicted model, not a curated record.